AGUAUAAAGCACGCACAGAGCUUGUGCUGGGUCACUGCCUCUCCCAGCUCAAGGCAGAAUCAGGUUCCUGUAAUAGGGAAGAAUUCUGCUGACAAGAGGUUGGUCUUUCCAGACUGGUGGUGUUGCAGCUACAGGCAUGAGUCCCUUCUUUGUAAUGUCUCUCCUCUUUGGCCUGACUUUCGGACAAACAGCAUCACUUUGUGCUCCUUCUGAGUACACAAUCCAUGUGGAGAAACGGGAAUGUGCCUAUUGCCUGGCCAUCAACACCACCAUCUGUGCUGGAUUCUGCAUGACUCGGGACAGCAAUGGCAAGAAGCUGCUCCUCAAGAGUGCUCUGUCCCAGAAUGUGUGCACAUACAAAGAGAUGCUGUACCAGACAGCACUGAUCCCAGGCUGCCCUCACCACACCAUCCCCUACUACUCCUACCCCGUGGCUGUGAGCUGCAAGUGUGGCAAGUGCAACACUGACUACAGUGACUGUGUCCGUGAGAGGCUCAGGACAAACUAUUGCACUAAGCCACAGAAGCUCUGUAACGAGUAAAGCUUUCAAUGGGAUGUGGGUGAAAUGUACUGCUCUGCUCACACCUGAACAGAAAUAAAAGUGUACUUCGUAUUUGGUUUGCAAA
This is a messenger RNA of Corvus hawaiiensis (hawaiian crow), 626 nucleotides long. RefSeq names its product thyroid stimulating hormone subunit beta (gene TSHB). Gene Ontology annotation, biological process: G protein-coupled receptor signaling pathway. The record is from RefSeq and is a predicted model, not a curated record. Bases 137 to 541 code for a protein of 134 amino acids. NCBI's taxonomy places the organism in Eukaryota, Metazoa, Chordata, Aves, Passeriformes, Corvidae. Gene Ontology annotation, cellular component: cytoplasm; extracellular region. The transcript is spliced from 3 exons. Gene Ontology annotation, molecular function: hormone activity.